AUGACAGGCACCAGUCAUGCUAUUGGCAACGCUACUCCAGGGCGGCGAUCCGCCGGACAGGGCAAGUCGCAGGGGUCUUCAGGGCCCUUCUCAGGGCGUCCAGGGCGAGUUCGAGGGCAAUCAGUGGGCAGUUUGACGCGGGUCUCAGCGCUGGAGACUUCCCCUCCGGCGCUUUCACAGCGUCAUCAUUCCAUCCGCGACUCCACUGAAACCGCUGAAGCCACCCAAAACGUCACUGAAAAGCAAGCCCCAAACCCAAACACAAGCACAACCACAGGCACUGGGGUGGCUGCAGCUGGUCGCCUCGCCACCAAAACUCGUCUCCCCGUCUCAUCUACGGCCGUCUCAUCCUCGACUGAUCUCCAGUGCCUCUCGCCGUCCUCGCCGCUCCUCCAUCGCCAGCCUAGGACCUACCUUCGGACGCGGGCAUCAUCGUCUCUCGCCGCGCCCGCCCUCGAACGUGCCUCCUCUCGUCCCCCCUCCCAGGCUUCUGCUGUUGCCACCCCCCUCGCCGCCCGCCGCCCUCGCCGCCCGUCCGACGACUCGGCCAUCUCCCUCGACGACCACAGCAGCUCGCCCCCGCCCGGCUCCUCUCCUCCAUCCAGCGUCGGGCGAGACCUUCAGGCAUCAUCCCCUUUCGCCGAGCCCAAGUCCGCCUUUUCCUCGAGCCCUCCCCGUACUCACCACCAUCGCCAUCGACACCGCGCAUCGUCAUUUGAUCUCCCGUCGGCUGUUAGGCCGCGCCCACGAGCCUACUCAGACCAGGGACCACGCCCCGACGUCUCCCGUCCGCCGCAGACAUUUUUCCUCCGGAGAUCCUCGAAUCCUGAACUGCCGGUCGGUCCUGAUUCCCGCCUCUCCACCUCAUCGUCUCACUCGAGCCUCCUUUCGAGAUCCUCCCGCGAGCCCGCUUCCUUCAGUGCCAAGGGCAUCUCGACCUCGUCUGGCCCGCCUCCCUCCAUCAACGUCCGUUUGCUUGACAGUGCCGCCCACGACGCCAGCUUUGCUGCCCUUCACCAGCACCACCAGCAGCACUACCAACACUAUCAGCCACGCCUGAUCACCGCCUCGCGACAGCUUCUGCCUCUUAAGACGGCCGCCCGCUCCUCGACUCCCGAUGAACACCGGCGCCGCUCCCUCCAACGCUCCUACCGGCUGUCGCUGACCGGCUCCCUGCCCGCAAACACCUCACCCACCCGCGUUGCUCCUAUCCGCUCAUUUCGCUCCUCGGGCUCCCGCAAGAGCCUCCAUAGCCCCGACAUGAACUUCACCCCCCGUCCGUACGAUCUCAGCGAGAGUGCUGGCGCUCCCCUCUACGAUGAGGACCCUGCCAACGCUACCACAGCCAGCCCCUAUGACAGGCAGUCCAGGCUCAUGACGCCGCCCGUCUCGGGCCGUCAGGUUGCCAACGGUGAGGAGUCGGGCGAUGUCUUUUUGCGACUGGCCCGCGAAGAUGCUGUUAACCGCGGCGCCAAUGCUCGAACCCCGGAUGGCACCUAUAGCCCGGUCUCUGCAACACAUCGCUCGUGGCACCGUCGACCGCUCUCUACAAAUCUUACGUCGCACCAGCAGCUGUCCCCUCCAAAACUGAGGCGUCGGCUCUCUGAUCAGCAGGAGCGGCCCUUUUUGGGCAACCUGGAAGAUGAUCAGACCAGUCAGGCAUCUCGCGUGCUGCAAUAUCGGUCCAUGGGCAGAGAUAAAGCCGCCUCUGCCCAUCCUGGCGAGAUGGCGAGUCAGUAUACUCCGUCACCCCGAACUCAUCGCCCGCCGCCUGUCUCCUCCCGCUCUCCUGUGUAUCAUGACAACUCGGAUAACUAUCGCCAUACUCGCCGCCGAUCCUCAGUCACAGAGAGCACACCACCCCUCUCGAGCAGAGGACAACACAAAGCGGGGGCUGUCCACAACUUUUCCAAAAUGUACAACUCCUCCCCAUUAGUUCGGUCAUUUGACCUUACCCCGCCGCAGCCCCAUGAACCUCAAAAUGGCGUCGAGGGCACGGAAUCCACGGGGUCGACCACGGCACCCUCGACGGUGUGGGAUGAGCUCGACGAGCUCAAGUCGAGAAUUAACCGCCUUGAAAUCACAGGAAAAAUACCAGCAACAUCUGGUGCUACAGUGUCGAAACUGGACGAGCGCCCCGUCACAGCCGGUACAACCGUGACGACAGCUUCGAUAUCACCAAAGCGCCAGGUCAAUGUUCAUACUGACGACACCGCUUCCGUCUCGACGCCGACAAACGUCUACCCGCUUCUGCAAACUGCUCUUGCGAAUUGCAAGCUGAAUCUCAGCUCCCAAGUUUAUCAGGCUUUGGACUGCCUCGCUCAGGAUGCAUUGGGCUUGUCCGCAACCAUGGGCCAGGGUCCAAUCCCCAGCGGCGCCAGCACCGUCGGCAGCGGAAGCGCGGCCACUGAUCGUCAGCUACGACGCAAGGCUGAGAGUGUGUGCCGAAGCCUCACCGAACUUUGCAUUACCCUCAACGACGACGCUGGCCAUCGAGCUAGCACCAGCCAGUACCAGGCUCAAGCAUUCGCACCGGGCACGCCUUUGACGCCGACAAUCCCCAAGUCUCAUAGUAGUGGCCUGCCUGUUGUUCGCCGCGCUAGUAUUGUGGACGGCAAUAUGUCGCACACAAGCCCGAGAGUUCUGUCAAAAUUUGAGGAGCGCCGCAACUCUCUCCUCCACGGAUCAGGCCCUCCUGUAUCUCUGCACUCGACUCCAAAUAACCUCAUGUCUAACGAUGGCCGCCAUUCUUCUCUCUUCGUGUCUCGUACGCGCCAGAUUCGCCAAGAAGACCCUGAAGACGGUAGAGAGUCGGUUUUAUCGAGGACCCGCCGUGCCAUGACGGAAGAGCCCGAGGACGGCCGCAGGAGUACUUUUCUGGUCCGCAGUCGCCGUGGCACAGCCGAGGACAUGGACCAGCCGCUAUCUCGGUCACCAACGCGACGCACCGUGACCAUGGCUUACCAGCCUACCAACGAGCACGCCAUCGAAACCGACACCCCCGACAGGUACGAAACAUCUUCGGUCGUAUCCUCGGCUGCCCCACGCCGCCGCUUCAUCCCGGAGCUGCACACGUCCCGCCUGGCCGGACCAGCAGGAUCGAGCCCCGCGCCCACACGGAAGUACCUGGAGCGAACCGUCUCGACGCGCGAAGGUGCGGGCACGCCCACCAUGGAACGCCUGUCCCGCCACGUCUCUCUACACAGCCGAACGGGCAGCCAGUCGCGGACGAACCGCGAUAGCAUGCUGCCUCGACCUCCCAACGGCAACGCGACCCCAGAAGGACCGCAGUAA
This is a messenger RNA of Cordyceps fumosorosea ARSEF 2679, 3294 nucleotides long. RefSeq names its product cell wall anchor protein. The record is from RefSeq and is a predicted model, not a curated record. The coding region runs from base 1 to 3294 and encodes 1097 amino acids. The transcript has a single exon. Lineage: Eukaryota; Fungi; Ascomycota; Sordariomycetes; Hypocreales; Cordycipitaceae.